UCAGUUCCGAUAGCGGGAGCCUGGGUGGAGUUUUUCCUCAGCUGCAGAUCAAGAGUCAAGACAGUAACAUUUGGGAGGACGAGGCAGUAAAGUGUAUUUCUUAGCAACUAAUCGGGAAAGGGGAAAUAAAGGCAGAAGGCAUGACUUCAAACUCGAACCUGUCGAGCUUGCAGCGGACGGUGGAGCAGCUGAAGUUUGAGGCGGGAAUCGAGAGGAUUAAAGUUUCACAGGCUGCCACUGAACUCCAGCAGUAUUGCAUCCAAAAUGCCUGCAAAGAUGCACUGUUGGUGGGAUUACCUGCAGGAAGCAACCCCUUCAGAGAACCUAGGUCCUGCUCCCUUCUCUAAUACCAGCCAUACCAGGAUGUUGGCCAAAUUUGGGAGAAACUUGACAACGAUUAACGCUGCCUUGAUACGAAGAACAUUUUUCCAACACUGUCACUUUCCUUUUUAGCCAAAACAAAUUUGUAUUUAUUAAUUUCUUUAUGAUAGUUUCUCCCAGGUUGGCUGUAUACUUCCUUUGGGCAAUGGGUUUGUGCUGAAUAUUGUAACUGGGUUAUGACCAGAGGACAGAAGUACUUAAAAAUACUUCCCUGUUAAUUAGCAGUAUCUUUCCAAUGUUCCUAGAGCAGCAUGCUCUUUACUUGUAAUUUAUUGGGAGUUUGUUGUAACCUGAAACAAAACAAAGAAAAUGCAUGCAUUUAACAUUUUCAAGGUUAUUUCUAAUACACUGAGUUAAAAUUAUGUUUCCAAUGCCUGGUGUUUUGGUGAGGAGGAGGAUGUUAACACAGUGGAAGUUUUAGCCAGUACUUGUUUUGAGUUUCCAUAAUGAAUUUUUAUUGAUAAAGUACUUUGCAAGAUCCAGUGUUAACUUUACAAUAUUUUUGUAUAUAUCUGCAAUGGUCACCUUUUAAAAAGUUUGUUUCUAUAGGGAAAGGUGACGCCAUCCUUGAAUGGCUCCCUGUUCAUUUGACAGUGAAACACUGUUGAUUGCAUUUGUGUAUUUCCCCCUGCUUCGUUUUACUGUAAUGGAACGAAAGUAGUAGUUCACAAGUUCAGUUUCAUGGUAUUUAUUUUACUUUUCACCAAAAGUAAGAAAAAGGUAAUUUUACAUUUUCAAAAAAAUGUACAAAAUACUCAUCGUCCUCAAAAAUAGUAAGCAGAUGCUGAAAAAGUAACUGCCACUAUUUCUUCUGAUUUCUUGUAAGAUUAAAUAUUGUAUAGCCCAACUGGAUGGUUUAAUUAAAUAUAUUAAAACGUACUUUUUGAAAAUGUCUACCUUGUUUGUAUGGAUUAAAUGGCAGAAAAAUACAGUUUGGCUAUAAAGUUGCGAAAUCUGUUUUGAAUGCUAUCUAAAGUUCAGUUUCAUCUUCCUAUACACGGAUGCUGCUCUGUGUGUGAUAGCACAGUAAGCUUACUGAAUGGGUAUCCAGAGAUAUAAGUUCAAAUCCCACCACAGCUACUGGGAACUUAAAAUCAAAACAAUAAAAAGUAAUGGUGGUGUGAAUGUGCGGGAUAUCUGGGAGGUGAUAGGUGAAGCCAGGUGGGUGGGAAAGGUCAAGGGCCGGAGAAGAAGAAAUCUGAUAGGAGAGGAGAGUGGACCAUAGGAAUAAGGGAAGAAGGAAGUGUCUCAGUGCAGGUGAGAAGAGGUAAAGGUCAGGGUAGGGAAUGGGAGGAAGGUUGGUGGUGAGUUUGCUUAAUGAAAGGAGAAAUAGAUAUUCAUGCCACCCAGUUGAAGGCUACCCAGAUGGAAUAUAAGGUGUUGCACCUAAAGCAUGGCCUCAUCUUGGCACAAUAGGAAUUGGAAUAAAAAUGUUUGCCCACCAGGAAGUCCCACUUGUGGUGGAUGGUGCAGAGGUGCUCAGUGAAGAAGUCCCUCAAUUUACGACGCACCUCAGCAAUGCAGAGGAGGCCAUAUUGGCAGCAUUGGACAUAAUAGAUCUGCCCAGUAGAUUCACAGGUCAAGUGUUGCCUCACUUGGAAGGACUGUGGGGCUAUGAAUAGAAGUGAGGGAGGAGGUGUAUGAGCAGGUGUAGCACUUCAGCCAUUUGCAGGAUAAGUGCCUGGAGGGAGAUUAGUGGGGAGGGACAAAUGGGCAAGGAAUCACGGAGGGAGUGAUUCCUGCAGAAAGCGGAGUGAGGGGGGAGAUAUAUGUUUAGUGGUAGGAUCCCUCUGGAAAUGAUGGAAGUUGUGAAGGAUAAUGUGUUGGAUGCAGAGGUUGAUGAGGUGCUAGGAAAGGACAAAAGGAACUCUUAUCACUUCAAACAAACCGUCCAUGUUCUCUUAUUGUAUUACAGUGGCCCUCACUUUGAUAAAACUUAAUUAUCUUCAGAAACUAUUGGUAAUUCACUUAAAUCUUUUAUUUUAAGAAAUAAACUUGCACUUACAGCAGAUGUUUUACACAGA
This is a messenger RNA of Hypanus sabinus (Atlantic stingray), 2405 nucleotides long. It is a transcript of the gene gng10, whose product is annotated as guanine nucleotide binding protein (G protein), gamma 10. NCBI's taxonomy places the organism in Eukaryota, Metazoa, Chordata, Chondrichthyes, Myliobatiformes, Dasyatidae. Gene Ontology annotation, molecular function: G-protein beta-subunit binding. The record is from RefSeq and is a predicted model, not a curated record. Bases 141 to 347 code for a protein of 68 amino acids. Gene Ontology annotation, biological process: G protein-coupled receptor signaling pathway. Gene Ontology annotation, cellular component: heterotrimeric G-protein complex. The transcript is spliced from 3 exons.